CGUUAUUCAAAAAAUUCAUGUAAAAAUGUAAUUCAUGCUGAAACCUAGACAAAAGAAGGCUCCCUGAACGUCAUCCGAAAACGAUUGCUGUAGAGUUUUCCGCAUGACCGCGCAUCAGGACACAUUUUACGUUAGUUGCACGAUUAAUUCUCCUUUUCCGUUUGAUAUCAAUUCCAAUUUCGAUUCGAAACGCUUCAGUAGAUAUUUUGCAAUCGUGGUUUGAACAUAGUUUCCGAUCCGUCUGAGGUCCUGGUCGAAGGACACUGUUUUGUGUUCUUGUGAAAUUACUUGUGCAAUAUUUGAAACAAUGAAUGAAUGAGAAAUUUGAAACGGUGCCUUUUUUGGUUGAAAUUCUUGGAAGAUUCAAAUGAACUAAACGUAGUGAAAAAUGAUUGUUAACUCCUCCAAUGAUCCUAGUCAAAUGGAUUCCCAGAACCACCAAAACGAAAAUUUCUACUUGAAGAGAAAGCUCACGCUGGACAUGCUAGAUUCGAACCAGUCAUACGUACAACCCAAAAAACGAUUGAUUCAGAAUUUCUCAAAUAACUUUGUUGAUCAGUGUAACGAAAAUUUCAAUCUAAAUGGGAAUAUGUUCACAACUAAUGAGUGCAAUGGAAUUGAACUGAUAAACUUCGACGGUGUAACGCUGGUACCGCCUAUUCAAACGACAACUAUUUACACCACAACUGCGGGUAGUGACAAUUAUGAUGGUUCGUGGAGCAGUCCCGAUCUCCUGGAGUUGGAUCAACGAUACAAUUCGAUCGUGAAUUUGGAUACAAAUUGUGUAGAUAUAUCAAAAACUCCCGCGGUUAACACACAAAAGCAGCCUGAGGUCCUGAACAACACAAACACUGGACAACAAAUGCCGAAUCAAGAGCAAAAUGAUAUGGACUUCGACGAUCGGAACCUUUCAUGGCUCUUCAAUUUCAAACUGGACGAAUUACCGCAUCUAUCGCCAGAGGUUAAUCGAACAAGUCAACUAUCACCGACAAGCAAACUACAUCAACAAAACGAGGAGCACUUACAGCAACAAUUGCGAACAGGACGAAAAGUUGACGAACUAAUCAUGGAAACGACUGCCGAUCUUGAUGAAAGUGAAAUGUCUAUAGCUGAAAAUGUGGUUGUGGAAAACACUCCAAAAAUGCCAAAAAAGCCACCAUUCACCUAUACCGAACUGAUUGAAUACGCACUGGAGGACCGAGGCGAACUAACAGUGUCAGGCAUCUACCAAUGGAUAUCUGAUCGAUUUCCAUUCUACAAAUCAAACGACGAUCGAUGGAAGAACUCAGUGCGACAUAAUCUUUCUAUCAACCCCCACUUCCGAAAGGGCGUGAAGGCAGCUCAAGGAGCGGGGCAUCUUUGGACCAUUUCUAGUCGAGACUCCGAAGAACACAAUCUAGCAUGGCAACAUAAGAAACAACGUUUGGAACUUUUCUUCAAAAUGGAACAAUCCAAUCAACGGAAAAUGUCUACGCCUCCGGAAACCAAUUCAACUAUAUUUGAUGAAACGGCUGCAGCUGUAGCUAAUAUUACUCAACUGAUUCAGAAUGAAACCCAACCAUCCGGGGCAGUACAAAGCGCAUGUGUAGCUGACGAACAAAACCAUUCCUCAAUGUCACUCGACCUAAUGACCCGCAAGGAUGAUCUUGAGCGAGCAGCGGGUGAAAUUUUGAAUGGAAUACAUCGUGACGUCGAAGUGCAAUCUAUACAUUCCACGAUUAUCACAUAUCAGGAUAGUUUGUUGGAAGGUGAUUAUUUAAAUUCCCAUGGCGAGAAGGAUCAUCUUUCCGCUGAAAAUAAUCUACGACUCCAUCAUAAUCACCAGAAUGAAAUCGACAAUGCCUUCUAUGUAACCGAAAUUGAUCCAGUUGAACUAGGCAUCAACAUGUCGAAUGUCGAGGAGGAGGUCCUAUUCAGCGAUGAAUUCAACUUGAAUUACUUUGGCAUUACGUCAACCAAUGAUAUUGUGGCUUGACAACUGAACGUCCAAAACAGUGAAUGCAAUAUCUAAAAGUAUUUCUCUUAGAAUAAUUUAUGUUUAGUAUUUCUUUCUACACUUACUUAUGUAUGUAUAAGUACCUACUUAAAUCGGGAGU
Molecule: messenger RNA, 2096 nt
Organism: Hermetia illucens (black soldier fly)
Lineage: Eukaryota; Metazoa; Arthropoda; Insecta; Diptera; Stratiomyidae
Product: forkhead box protein J1-B-like
Exons: 6
Coding region: 389-1975 (528 amino acids)
Biological process (GO): regulation of DNA-templated transcription
Cellular component (GO): nucleus
Molecular function (GO): DNA-binding transcription factor activity; cis-regulatory region sequence-specific DNA binding
Source: RefSeq, a predicted model, not a curated record